AUGUCUUUAUUCCUGACUGUUCUCUCACAAAUAGUAGGAUGGAUCUAUUUUGCAGCAUGGUCUGUUAGUUUUUACCCUCAAAUCCUCCUUAACUACCAGCUCAAGCACGUCUCAGGCUACUCAUUGGAUUUUGGAGUCUUAAAUUUCAGUGGAUUUUUAGCUUACUCGUUAUACUCAAUCUGGGGAUAUAUAGAGCCUGGGAUAAUGCCAGGCCAAGUCGACUGGUCUGAUAUAGCAUUUGCCUGUCAUGCCUGGCUUAUAACAACAAUAACCCUUAUCCAAUGCAAUUACUAUGACUCUGUAUGAAAUAGGACCGCUCUAUGGGUGAAGCUUUUAACCUUAUUUUUCUGGGUCUCUGGUGCAAUAUACGGAAUUUUGCAAUUAACAGGAAAUAUGAUUACAGCUAAAGACUGAAAUGGCUGCCUUUAUCUUGGGUACAUAAAAGUCUUUAUUACAUUGAUUAAAUAUUUGCCUCAAGUCUAUAUGAAUUACUCAAGAAAAAGUACUAUAGGGUGGAGCAUUAUGAAUGUAUUAUUGGACUUUACAGGAGGAUCUUUGAGUAUUUUACAGAUAUUUAUAGAUGGAGCUAAUACAGGGGAUUGGAAUGUGUUUGGGAAUGGAGGGGCUUUUAAUGUGGCGAAAUUCUGUUUAGGAUUUUUAUCAAUGUCUUUUGAUGUUAUUUUUAUGAUACAGCAUUAUGUGCUAUAUAGAGAAAAUAAUAACAAAGGAGUGGUUAAAGGAGUUGACCUUGACCCACUUUAUAAAAACCGUCAUGAUUAA
Molecule: messenger RNA, 780 nt
Organism: Blepharisma stoltei
Lineage: Eukaryota; Ciliophora; Heterotrichea; Heterotrichida; Blepharismidae
Source: the annotation of a GenBank genome assembly